GGUUGAUCAAAAAUCAUAGUUAUGCCAUUUGAAAGUCAUUUCUAGGAGAGGAGAAGUUUUGAGUCGACUUAUAUCUAAUCGUGGAAUGAAAAUUUGACUUAAAUCUUAAAAUUAUUCGCGUAUAGUACAGAGUAAAAGAUAGUACACCAUGGUGAGCCUCUUAGCACUACCUGUGCAAACGAAAAUCGAUGAUAUAAUGAAAGAGGUGCCCCGCCCGGCGAGUGGACUGCCAAUUAACGCAUUGCCAGGAUGGGAACGCGUGCCGUUGUGCAAUAAAUUGCCAAUGUUGGACACGCCAACCAACGAAAUUAUAUUUUCCAGAGGCAAGAUGGGAGUAAAGCUAUGGAAACCAGCGGAGUUUGUGUUGUACGAUCCAAAUUGCUACUUCGUAAAACUCACUUAUGAUUCCUUACAUGACCCUCAUUUGAAAGAUUUCUACAGCCGAUCCGCAAAUUUUGAGCGAAUCAAAGAAAUAGGACGUGUUACAGACGAAAAGGAUGUUAUAUGUACCCUGAGGGAAUUUAAUGACUACCGGCGAUAUCUCCGUCGCUUACAGUUGGAUGCAAUUAAUGAGAAAGUCCAGCAAAUAGAGGCAGAAAAACGAGAUAGAUACCUUAUAAAAAUGGCAGAAGACGUAGCUCAAAAGCAAAGAGAGCAGCUAAGAAAUAUAGUUGGCAGAACUAAGUCAGACAUUCUCAAAGCAAAAGAAAAGAGAGAACGUGAACGGCGUGAAAAGGCACUCCAAAUGACUAAUAAUCUCACGCGAAAUAUCGCAAGAAUUGAAGCGCUCAAGCAAUGGAAAAAGCAAGUAUUAAAAGAAAAAUCUAAAAUGCAUAACCUGGAGAUACGUGAUCGAUUGAACCGUGCCCGAGAAGCAGAAAAAUUACGAAUUAUCGCCCUCAAGAAGAAGAUGAAUAUGCGUGAAAUGCAACUUAAGAAAUUUUUGAAAAACCAUUUUGACGAAAUCAAGGACAUGAAAUUAGUUAAGGCCCUGGCAUAUUGGCAAAAGCGCCUGGAAUUUCGUGCUUGGAAAAGCGAACAAAAUGCACAAAUUCGUCGGAAAGCUCGACUCUUGAGAGAAGAAUGUGUAGAGAAACACAAACAACUUAUGCAAGCAAAGUGGGACCGCAUCCAGAUGCAAAUUGCACAGAAAUCAAUCGAACACCAGCAAAAGGAUCUUAUGGAUAAAUUAACCCAUGAGUUGCAGAUGAAGUUGCUUAAACGUAGACGAAGACGGAGUAGAAAACUUAGAAAACCGAGGAAAAUCCGGAGAGACCAACCGCAACCCUCAUCCGAUGCCAGUCAGAUACCCGAAAAUAUCUCGAAGGAUAUUUCAUCUGUGCAACGUAGAUCAUCCUUAAGGCAAAAUGGUCAACGGAAACUCAAAAAAUAUUCGGUCGCUAUGGCGAAACACUCGCAACAGGAACUACGAGAUGCACUUUCAACUGCGAUCUCCAUGCAUGAAAUGCCUCCUUCUAAUCGAGAAUCCGCCGAGAAGAUUCUGAGUAGCGCAAAAUAUAUUCUAGAAAAAGUAUUCAAAUCGGUAAGACGAAAUUUAGGGGAAGACUUGCAGGCACGUGAGUAUAUGUACCAUCGAAUAGAAGAUUUAUUCUAUCGGACGAAAAAGCAUGUCUUAUUGAAAGUCGAACGUGUCCUCCAAGUUGCCGAUGGUAUCCCAAGUCGAAAAAGCUCUGAAUUCGGGCCUACUAAGUCAUGCCCAAUUUCCAAGUCCUUUAUUCUUCCGUUAUGGUCCAAAAGCUUGGUGAAUACCAUGUCCAAGACAGUCUCAUUUGGUGACAUAGAGCCGAUAGGUAAAACGGCUCAGCUCAUUGAUCCGUCCAUUGAGUUAAAGAGUGUGAAGAGCAGGACACCAACGCCAGCGAGCUCUUUCAUAUCGCUCAAUGCCGUGGUAAGGGAAACAUGCACCGAUCGAGAUGUCCAAAUUCCUGUUAAAACCCGAGAGAAUAGAUACGAUCUUCCCCACUGGUCACCAAAUGAAAGAAUUUUCGUGGAGCACUUUUAUAUAAAAUUUAAGAAAGCUGUCCUGGUUGGUGUCGAAAGGGCCGUUUUCGACGCAAUCGACUUAAAAAAGAACGAGGUGCAACUUAGCUCCAGACGAGAAAUAUUAGAGCUCGAUCGCGAGUAUCUCAUCAAUAUCAUGGCCGAAUCAAUUUUAACGUACAACUUGAACAGCUAUAACUACUUCGGCAACACUCGACUAUGCAUUAGCGUAUUGGCCGCUGAGUGCCUUUUCGAUUUGCAAAGCACGCCCCUGAGGGCAAAAUAUGAUUCAAGCUAUCGUGUGGAACCGCGUUGCCGUUGUAACAUAGGAUCAUUUGGUAAAACCAUUCCCCUUAAAAAUUCGCGUAGUUUUAAAUGACAAAUUUAUGGAGCUUUUUUGUUUUGUCGUAAUUUUUUAUUAUUCUGUUCGGUAAA
Messenger RNA from Hermetia illucens (black soldier fly), 2436 nucleotides. RefSeq lists its product as uncharacterized. The record is from RefSeq and is a predicted model, not a curated record. The coding region runs from base 149 to 2380 and encodes 743 amino acids. The transcript has 11 exons. NCBI's taxonomy places the organism in Eukaryota, Metazoa, Arthropoda, Insecta, Diptera, Stratiomyidae.